AAUACGAAAGUCGACAAAACAAAUUCAUAUCACCACACUUACAACAGGACUUGUACACUGUCACUGUUUCAGAUACUAUUUUUACUACUUCUUGAAGACCAAGACCACGAUGAUAGAAAUUCCCUAUCUUACUAGGUCCCUCGUCGUUUUUUUUGAUUUUUUAUCCCAAAGUAGUAUCUAUUAUCUAGUAUUUGUUUCUAUCACCCGCGUGACUGUUCAUACAAAAAUGGUGUAACAAAAACAACCCAACAACAUACAUCACUAGUUCUAGUAACAACGAACUCUCUGAAAUAACUGUACUUCUUUUUCUACUAAGACAGCAGGAAAAUAUGAUUGCUUCCGAACACCACCUCGAUCAUGAGAGAGCAAAAUAAUGAUUUCACGUGUAAGCGGAAGCUCCUACUUCGAAAAGCAUGAACAUGAACCUGAACGCGGAUAAAAUUCUAUUGUACUAAGGCAAGUCAGUAGUCGUGGUCGCAUCGGCGAUACUUGCAGUACGAAGUUACAGAAUAAUUCAAGAAGCUUCUUGACUACUCGGCACAUUGUCACGAUAACAUCAACGAGAGAACUUCCAUGUCUUGUUGCAGAGUAUUCUCGGUAACGUCUUUCAUUCGCAAUGAUGUUAUAUGGCAUUUCCUAUAAUAUACGACUUUUGAUCUUCCUGUGCUUGAGUCGCAUCGGUGUUUCGAUCGCAUGAUUGGUUAAAUUGAGAGAACAAGACGACGAGUGCAUCGUCUCGGUAUUUCUAAUUCUACAGCGAUUGAAUACGAAUUACAGGCUUCAGCUUUUUGGCAUCCUUGAUAAUCAUAUUAAUCGUACAACGAGAGCGAACAUAUACUAUGCCGAAUGUGUCCGCGAUAUCUCCUCCUAAUAUUGAGACAAGACAAGAAAGCACUGAGAAGUAUCAUAUAUCCUUGUUUUCCGCCACCACACUGAUUAAUGACUUCCUUAACGGAAAAACUCGAAUAGCACGACCAAUACAUAGGAGCACAACGACAACGAUAACGACUCUCCCCUUGAGACUUGAGUCAAAUUCAAACUUUUUUUUUGUGCAUUAACACUAACAAGACUGCUUACUACUUUUUCACAUCAUUUUGAAUAAGUUGAAUCAAUCAACGCUAUCAAUAACAACAGCAAAAAGAAAAGUAUCUUCUUGUAAGAUAUUUAUAAGUACAAGAACAUGUUGGUCUUUCUUUUUUCUAGUUAGGUCGGCUCCGCCACAAUUUAUAAGUACAAGAACAAGAUCCAAAAACCAAAAAUGCCUGCCUCAGCGUUGGCUUCGAUUGUCCCUCCACUCCUCUCAACGUUGUUGAGUGGGUUUGGUGCCGGAUCCGUCUGCGUUCUUGCGCCAGAUCACUUCGCGGUUGCGUUGAGCCUAAGUCUCACCAGUGUGAGGAAUUGGCGGUCCGCGUUCACGAUCGGAUGUCAAUGGGGCAUUGGGCACUCCACAGGGAUAGUCUUUGUGCUCACGGUGGUGUUUUUAUGGAAGGAGACAGUGAAGAGCUUGGCUAUUUUUAAUCAUUGUACUACAGGGGCGGCUAGUCCAUAAGUUCUAUUCAAUAUUCAUUGUCUCAUAGCGGGUUAAGUUGAACUGCGACAGGGACAUACGACACAUUACUACAAGCUUGUGAAGUACAAGCUUCAGUUGUGCGUCACGUUUUCAACAUUCAUUUUGGAUGUCAAGAGACAGUGCCUUCUUUCUUCCUAUCUUCGAAAAACAUUGAAAAUCUUCAUUUUUGGAUUUCAUCGGUACUACUAUUAAUUUGCUAACAAAAACGACCCUAACCUCCCCCUUCCUUCCUCUUUGCUAACACAAACGACCCUCCUAGCCUUUUCUACCCACUUAUUUCAUAUCCCCUCCUCCGCGCUUCCGUAGCAGAAUCAGUUUUCGGCUCCGUCGUCCGCGUGUCGCAACUAGCCAUUGGCAUGAUACUCCUAUUGCUUGGACUGCUUCACUUCUGGAACGAGGAUGCCUAUUUCGCUGAAUCCAGGAAGAAGGAAGACGACAUCUAUCUAGACGUUGAGGGAGGUGUCUACCUAGACGUUGAAGAAUUGGGAGGCGUCGUGGGUCUGACGAGGAAUUCAGGGUCACUAGCGAACGCGGAGGAUGUGGAAAAGCAGGCUAAAAACAGUGGAGGACAGGAAGAAGAAGGAGCUCAAGUUCUAGACGUGGCACAGGUAGACAAGCCGGUCAGUACAGCUGCUCAUGAUCACGAGAGAGCUUCAAAUAGUUGUAGUUCAUCCACUUCGACUACUGCAGAGAUAUUAUCGCCUCUUGCAAGUGAAGACACUUCUAAAGUGGUCCAAACGAGUUCUGGCUCCUCAACAUCAAAGUCAAACCCUUUGUUGGCCUCCUCAUCUUCUAGUGCUUCCUCUAGAGGUGGAACCAUAGGUGGACGAGGAGCUCUUAGUGGAAUUCUUGGAACACAUACGCACGUUGAUAAACAUCUCGACGAUUGCGCGUGUUGUGCGUGGACUAGGUGGGGACAAUUGCGAAAGUACUUCCGUAGUUCACGGGAUAAGUGGUCCCAAAGCGAGUCUCCUGGAACAAAAAUGAGGACCACACCAAUUAUAGCGACAAAGAAUGAUACUUCCUCAGUAACGCCUGCACGUGCUGCCGAUGAAGCAAAUAGAGAACAGCAACCGUUGUAUCUAAAGGCGGGCGAGGAAAGAACUGAAAGGAGAAGACCUAGAAGUACUACGAGUAGUGCACCUGCUUCGGAGAGGAAGCGCACUUCUUCACCAACUGCCUUCAUUGAUGGAGUGCCAACAACAUCAUCGACAUCAACUUCACAAGCACCACCAGAAACCGCCGAAACGUCAAAAACCACGCCAGUAGACGACCCUGACAUCUUCGUCUGUGAAGAGGUAGAAGCGUCUCCCGCUCCUCCAGCAUCAGCAGUGGUCCGAGAGCGAGAGGGAAGACAAGCUCUUCUAUCUCCAACAUCUCUACUAGUACUACCACCGUCACCGGAUGACGAUCUAUUGUUCGAUGGCGAUGUAGAAGCAGAAGAUGACGAGUUAAUAGUCGAAGAAAUAGAAGAGGAGCAGACGCAAGCUUCUUCGAUCGGCAGUGUGAAAGGUUCAGCGCCUUUCGCCUUCACUGGCGCACCUGUUACAAAAAAGAAAGCGCCACUAAGCUCUUUUCCUGGAGACGAAGAUCUCGACGGGCUCUGUUGUGAUCCUGUGUCAUCUUCUGAAGAUGACGAGCUUAAUAAAGCCGAAAAUGAGCGCAUGAAAGAACAAACUGACGAAGGUGAAGCGUUUCAGGCUACUGCACAGAUCAGGAUAGUACUAGAUGAUGAAUCAGUAGCGCACCCGAGGAGAAUAGUGGAUGAACAACCAGCACAGAGGAUAGCACAACUAGAUGACCCGAGCCUCUUAACUCCUGCUCGGCAACGAGCAUCAGGGCCUUUGACAAGCAUCAGGGCCUUGACACCAGCUAGAAACGAUCUGGUUAUGAAGGGCUUUUCUCAAGGACAUGGUGCAGAUGCAGAAGAAGGAGAUCUAGUACUAGUUAUGAAGUGAUAAUCAGUGAUUUGAUCUUUUUCUUAAAGAAAUCCAAAUCCGACAUAGCCAAAUCAAUUAUCAACACCCUCUAUUUUUUCUUUUUGAAUGAAAAAUUGCAUUCUACUGAAAGAGUUGAUGUACUAGCUACGCUCCAAUUCUAAAAAUCUUCGCCGUCACCAGCAAGAUGACGAGCCGCCACCUUCUUCAGCAAAGGAGGAAACUCCGGAUCCUGGUACUACUGCACUGGCACUGCAGACCCCGAAAGAGGACAAGAAACUCCACCAAAGCCCCUCGGGGACACCUACGUCGACAUGUGUGCCCGAUAGUAGUCCUCCUGGCAGCGCCAUCCGUCCUUUGCGGGAAAGGCUCGACUUUUGGUCUUCGCCGCUUCAGCUUUUCACGACUUCUACGUCCUCUGCAUUGAAGCACGCUACAACUGAAGAAGGCAGCCACGUCUUCGUAGGUGCUGGUGAAUUCGAACUGACCGAAAUGGCGGGAGUGUGGUUAUGACAGGAUUUGUAUAAUAUGUCGUUCGUUCUUAUUAUCACAUGCGCUGCUCCCGCUGCUACUCUCGUUGCCUCGUCGAUCGUUGCCGCUCGUCUUGCUCGCGCUCGCCGCCCCAAUGAAUAGCGAUCAUGCCCGCCCUCCCGCCCGCCGUGAUAGCAUAAGCGGAUUAUAGCAAGAAAAUGAAGAAUGGCAAUGCGCCGCUGCGAACAUCUUUAGAUAUGAACAUGAAGACUUCUGCAUCUAACACAACAAGUUCCCUCCUCUACGUGUCCUGCGAUCGAUUUGGAAGCAGCCAGACCGCUAGGGGAUCGGGAUGAUAAACAUCACGAUGAUCGCCAUGACGAGAUAAACGGCGUACUGACGACGAUUGCGCCAAUAUUAAGGGUCGUUACUUAAUUACAUCCUGCACUACCAUCCUUGGCUCUUUUUCUACUUCAAAGAGGACUCAGGGAUAUUCUUAGGAAUGUAAUUAUGCAGCCUGCUCCAACAAUCUCGUGGCUUUUUUCCGGAGCCAACCGCCACUCCCUCACAACGACGAUAAAGGGACGCGCCAUGGUCUGCCUCGGGUUCCUCCAAGGCUUUUCUUGUCCUUCGAACCUGGUCUCUUUUCUCAUUCUCUCAAAACGACUCAGCGUUCUCGAGUCGAUGCUAUUUGUCCUGGCAUAUACUUAAGGCUUAGUCUCUUAAAAGUGAUUCAUCUUCGUUCUUUAGAUAGAAGAAACUGCUUCUAGUUUGUUAGUUCAUCUCUCUUUAAAAAAGUGACUCAAAGGUCCACUUGGGCUUGAAUUUCCAUGUGCCAAUAUGUUGUGGACCGGUGAGACGCUUGCUCUCCUGAAAGUGAUUUCUUGACUGAAGACAGAUGAUAGAAGCACUUCCUUGUUUCUAAUAGGUUGUCCAUACAUAGAAGAAAUAGCGGUAACGGACUUCUUGGAGUUGUCCUCUCGAGAUGUCGAUCACUAAGCAGUACCACGACUAGGUGGAACAAAAAAAAUCCAAGAAGAGUUGUACACGUAUUAUUUGCGUCUUAAGAUGGUUUACGUCUAUCAUGUCUAUCUCUAGAGUGAUAGAAGAUAUCAAGAUGUCUUCCAAGAAGUCAGCGCUAACUUACGUCGUCGAGCUGCAUUUUGAUGGGCGCUUUUUGUCAUAUAUUGCGCCUGUGCAUCCUUCUGGAACACGAGGCAAGCUUCCAGGAAAGGCAAGAGACCCUCGAAAGCCAGAGAAAAAUGGAGAGGAGGACUACGGAAGGACAAUUUAAUGUAGUUCAUGGAAGGACAAUUUAAUGUAGUUCAAGAUUUUUUGGAGCAGGUUUAAGUUUGUUGCACCAAGAUAGGGAAUAAAAAUCUGAAUAAAACAAGACUUGGCUCCUGUAUCGCUGAAGAUGCAAAAAUUAUUUGAAAACAAAUUUUGAGGAAACGAAACCUCUAAUCAAAAGCGCAACAUCUACCGGUUUGGCUGUAUUCUACUUUGCGUCGCUGGAACCGUCUUUCUUCUCGAAAGUCUGUUCGGCAUCCACGUAUUGGACGCUCUUGGCCUACACAACCACGAACACGAACACGAUCAUCGCGGUGAGGACGAAGGAGGUUUUUAUCAUGCUCAGGGACAUGAAGAUGAGCAUGAGGAUCAUGUCGGAGCAGGGCACGCAGAUCAUGUUAAGGUUCCGGAAAUUCAUCUUCAGAAGUAUCUUGGAGCUUCCGCGUAAGGGUGAAACAACGUCCAAGAUCAUGGGUUUCAAGAUGGAUUUCCCGAAGGUCUAAGAAUGCCUCAUCUGGAGGGCAGGGACACGCAGAUCAUGCUUCAUCUGGAGGACACGAAGAUCUUCAUUACCGUCAUCCUGAACAUGACAAACAUGUACCUCAUUACGGUGAAAGUGAUGAUGUUGGAGCUCCCGACUUGCAAGGUGAUCUAAAAAAGUAAGGCUGCAUCGGGGAAGAGUUGCUGGUUUACUACUCGUUUCCAUGUUCAUGUAGCGUCAAUGGUUGCAUUUGUCACUAAAUCGAGUUCUUAUGACACAUUGCUGAGCUGAUUUUGAAUUCGCUUAGGAUUUGCCGUUUACUUGCGUCAGCCUAUUCAUUCGCCCAUAAUGCAUUUGUUCAUAGACGCAUAGAAUUAGAAAAUUUGAGUUCUCAAACUCACCGAAGUGUGAAUAUAUUUAACUAGAGCCUUAACUGUAUUUUUUUCCCUUCCUCACGUUCUCACGCUAUAUUCAAUCGUCUAUACGUGGUUAACGUCAUGAGCCGGAAUCUGUUUCGUGGCAGACCGAACCUAACCUAACCUAACCUAACCUAAGCUGUUAGACUAACUGUCAGUCAUGUGGCUGGAGAAAUUUGAUAUCUGACUCAGAGGCAGAAUUUGUAGUCAACAUGAAAUAUGCACAGGAGAUGUGAGCACUCACCAGGAACCGCCAGCAUGAUGAAGCUGCACAUGGAACUUAUGGGAGUUGGAUUCCAACUUGCAGACCUGCAAAGCAACUAAUCUGUCUAUAGAAGUUUCAAAUAGUCAAAGACUGAAAAAGGCGAUCACAUGGAGGAAUCCGAAAGCGAAGAAAAUUCCGCACGUUCGUUCCUUGUGGGUUCUUCGUUCUGAUAGAAUGUGUUGUAGUGCUCGUGGCUUAAGGAUAAACUGUUCUUGUUCGAAAGAUCAGGAUCAGGGUCGAAGUGAAAAUGUAACAAGAAACGUUCCACGUCUUCUACCGAGGGACAUUAUAGGUCAUACAUAGGUACUAGACUCAGCCUUGCCUAUCUUUGGAGGUGGAUCAGGGAUUUAGAGGAUGUAGCUUUUUUCUUGUGAGUGGUCAAUUUAUGUGCAUCAUGAGGAG
This is a messenger RNA of Amoebophrya sp. A25, 6832 nucleotides long. NCBI's taxonomy places the organism in Eukaryota, Dinophyceae, Syndiniales, Amoebophryaceae. The record is from the annotation of a GenBank genome assembly.